Messenger RNA from Peronospora farinosa, 345 nucleotides. The record is from the annotation of a GenBank genome assembly. Lineage: Eukaryota; Oomycota; Peronosporomycetes; Peronosporales; Peronosporaceae.
AUGUUCGCUUUCGUUGAACAGCUUCUGGAAGUUUCACUGCGUACGCGUGGUGACUUUCCGUUCAUGCAUCCAUCUAGUAUGGAAGCAAUUAUGCUGGACGGCAUUGCUAAUUGUAAUAACGAUGGCAUCGCCACGGAGAAAGAAUUCGCUACGGCCUUUGCUGGUCUUAAGUUGCGUUUUACUGCCUCGCCAUGCACAGAGAAAAACAUCGAACUUGUGCCAGAACUUGCACGUUUCGAGAAAUGCAGUGCACAGGUGGCUGCGAUGGCCCACGGUUUUGCGAUGCUAUUCCUCCGCCGUAGGUUGUUGCUAAUAACGUGGCAGGAACUCAAGAUAUUUAGUUAG